Molecule: messenger RNA, 993 nt
Organism: Aethina tumida (small hive beetle)
Lineage: Eukaryota; Metazoa; Arthropoda; Insecta; Coleoptera; Nitidulidae
Product: translin
Exons: 4
Coding region: 169-900 (243 amino acids)
Biological process (GO): RNA metabolic process
Cellular component (GO): cytoplasm; nucleus
Molecular function (GO): single-stranded DNA binding; sequence-specific DNA binding; RNA binding
Source: RefSeq, a predicted model, not a curated record
CCAUAAAUUACAUUGUUUUUCUAUUAAUGCCACUGUUAUCAAAAAAGCUGAUGACGUCAUCGCUGUAUGUGUCAAUAGUUAUUUGUCGAGUCGUCAAAUAUCCCUAUAAUACCGAGAGCCGACGUUAUCAUACUGUUUUGUAAACAAUUAUCCAACAUAUUAUUUAAAAUGAGUGGAAAUAAAAUAAUAGCCGAUAUUUUUAUACCAUUCCAAGAGUCUAUUAAUGAAGAACAAGAAGUUCGCGAGGAAAUUCGACAAAUCAUGAAAGAAAUUGAAAAACCAUUCAGAGAAAUUAUUACAGUUCUCCAAGUUAUCCACCAAGAUACUAAUCUUGAAGAAAGUAUAUAUUUUGUAUCAAAUUUUUGUACUAAUUACAUAAACUGGUAUAUUUCAGCUCAUAAGGCAUGUUUAAGGGCCCGAGAGUUAUUUCAGGAAGUGAGAAAUGGCUAUGAUCAACUAGACAAAAUUAUACCUACUGGCCAAUAUUAUCGAUAUAAUGACCAUUGGAGGAAUGUUACACAGCGUUUAUCAUUUCUGGCUGCUCUAAUUGUUUUUCUUGAGAAAGGCAUAUUGAUAGAUAAAGAAGUUACUGCCGAAAUAUUAGGAGUUAAUGGUAAAAAAAAUAUUACUUUUGAUUUAGAAGAUUAUUUAAUGGGACUACUGAAUCUCGUCACUGAAUUGGCAAGAUAUGCAGUAAAUUCAGUUACUUGUAAAGACUACAGUAAACCUUUACAAAUAUCCAAGUUUGUGGCAGAACUCAAUGCAUCAUUUCGUUUGUUGAACUUAAAAAACGAUUCUUUAAGAAAAAGAUUUGAUGCUAUGAAAUAUGACAUAAAGAAAAUUGAAGAAGUAGUUUAUGAUUUAUCAAUCAGAGGUUUGACUCCAAAUGUGAAUGAAUGAAAUAGCAAUAACAUCUCCAAUAUUAAAUAAGUAAUAUUAUAACACAUUUAUUUAUUUAAUUUGAUUGUUAUUAAUUAAAAAAUCUUUAAAAUA